AGAUGAGUUGAGCGAGCAGAGGCUCUGGAGGAGGGCUGCAGCGGUGCUCUCCUUGUACAUUGUGCUUUUGCAGUGUCAGGGGUAUCCCUAGGAUGUGAUACAUGAUCGAGCAUCACUGCUGCAGCCUUGUUCCCGGGGACCGAAUGCUUGCUUGCUGGCACACAGCUCUCUUAGUUUGGAAACUGAACCUUUCUCAGCACUUUGGGAGCAGAGCAAAAUAUAUAUUUUUUCCCUUAUCUUUGCAAGACUGAGCUGGUAGUGCUCCCAUCAUGGUGGCUGCACACACUGCCCAUUCUACCUCCUCUGCUGAAUGGAUUGCCUGCUUAGAUAAAAGGCCUCUGGAACGUUCAGGAGAAGAUGUGGACAUCAUAUUUGCAAGACUUAAAGAAGUUAAAGCUUUUGAGAGAUUUCACCCAAAUCUUCUUCAGCAGAUAUGCUUUUGUGGAUACUAUGAAAACCUGGAAAAGGGCAUUACAUUGUACCGUCAAGGUGAUAUAGGAACAAGUUGGUAUGCAGUACUAACAGGAUCACUGGAUGUUAAAGUAUCCGAAACAAACAACCACCAGGAUGCAGUCGUCAUAUGCACUCUGGGUGUUGGAACGGCUUUUGGCGAAUCCAUAUUGGACAAUACCCCACGGCAUGCCACCAUUCUCACAAGGGAAAACUGCGAACUCCUUCGUAUUGAGCAGAAGGAUUUUAAAGCACUUUGGGAGAAAUAUCGGCAGCAUAUGGCGGGCUUCUUGGCUCCACCCUAUGGUGUUCUGGAAACCGGAUCUAAUGACAGACUCUCAGACAAAGAUAAUAUGAAUAGUGCUCUGGGACCAGGAUCCAAAAACUGUAAUAAGACCCCCCUCACUGAAAACCAAAUCCCGAUACGUCCAGCUAAAACCAUUACAGAGGUAAUGGGAUUUCGCCAAGUGGUGAAGGUUCCUUCAGAAAGAAUACUCAGGGCUGGAAAGACUUUGCGUAAUGCCCUCCUUUCUCGGGCACCCCACAUGAUUAGAGAUCGAAAGUAUCAUCUGAAAACAUACAGGCAAUGCUGUGUUGGAACUGAGCUUGUUGACUGGCUCAUGCAGCAAAGCUCAUGCGUUCAUUCUCGAACACAAGCAGUGGGAAUGUGGCAGGUGCUGCUCGAAGAAGGAGUCCUAAACCAUGUGGACCAAGAAUAUUACUUCCAAGACAAAUACCUGUUUUAUCGGUUUCUUGAUGAUGAUCAUGAGGAUGCUCCGAUGCUGACAGAGGAGGAGAAAAAGGAGAGUGAUGAGGAGCUGCAGGAUACGUUGCUCCUACUCUCUCAGAUAGGACCAGAUGCACAUAUGAGAAUGAUUCUGAGAAAACCACCAGGUCAGAGGAGUGCAGAUGAUUUAGAAAUUAUUUUCGAAGAACUUAUUCACAUUAAAGCCUUAUCUCACUUAUCAACAACAGUUAAACGAGAACUUGCUGGAUUUUUAAUCUUUGAAUCUCAUCCCAAAGCAGGAACAGUGUUAUUUAACCAAGGAGAAGAAGGCACUUCCUGGUACAUUAUCUUGAAAGGAUCAGUCAAUGUUGUCAUCUAUGGAAAGGGGGUUGUAUGCACUUUGCAUGAGGGUGAUGACUUUGGGAAGCUUGCCCUUGUUAAUGAUGCCCCGAGAGCAGCAUCUAUUGUUUUACGAGAAGACAACUGUCACUUCCUGCGUGUGGACAAGGAGGACUUCAAUCGAAUCCUGCGGGAUGUGGAAGCAAACACAGUGAGACUCAAGGAGCAUGAUCAAGAUGUCUUAGUACUAGAAAAAACCCCAGCUGGAUCUCAAGGCUCAGUACAAGGGAUCACUCAAUCUCCAUAUAAAUACACUGUGAUGUCAGGAAACCCAGAGAAACUCCUGGAACACUUCCUAGAAACAAUGCGUCUUGAACCAAGUUCAAGUGACACAACAGAUACUGCUUUGGACGAUUUUAUUCUGAUGCACUGUGUUUUCAUGCCAAAUUCUCAGCUCUGCCCAGCCUUAAUGGCACAUUACCAUGCGCAGCCUUCCCAGGGAACAGAGCAGGAGAAGCUGGAUUACACCCUGAAUAACAAGCGGAGAGUAAUACGAUUGGUGCAGCAAUGGGCUACUCUUUAUGGGGACUUGCUCCGUGAGGAUGUGGUUUCCAUGGCCUUUCUUGAAGAAUUUUAUGUGUCGGUAUCAGAUGAUACAAGAACAACUGCAGCCCUGAAGGAGCAGCUACCAGACCUGGAACGAACCAUAAAGCAAAUAUCUGAGGAUGCAAAGGGACAACAAAAGAAGCACAAGGUGCUUUUACGGCAGUUCAGCACUGGAGAUGAGAGACUGCAAAAGCGCCAGGCAAUACGGAGUUCCGACGAAAUUCUGUUCAAGGUAUACUGCAUAGACCAUACAUAUAUCACUAUACGUGUAGCUGUUGCUGCUUCAGUGAAAGAAGUGCUCUCUGCGGUCGCUGAUAAACUAGGCUCCGGGGACAGCUUGAUACUCAUCAAAAUCAGUUCUGCAGGAGAAAAAGUGGUGCUGAAACCAAAUGACAUAUCCGUGUUUACAACGCUCAGUGUGAAUGGACGUCUGUUUGCCUGCCCCCGGGACCAGUUUGAUUCUUUGACACCUCUCCAAGAACAAGAGGGGCCUUCUACUGGAACCAUGUCAACUUUUGAACUCAUGAGCUCUAAAGACUUGGCUUAUCAGAUGACCAUUCAUGACUGGGACCUAUUCAGUUGUGUGAAUGAGCUGGAACUUAUUUACCACACAUUUGGGAGACAGAAUUUUAAAAAGACAACGGCAAAUUUGGACCUCUUCCUGAGACGCUUUAAUGAAAUUCAGUUCUGGGUUGUGACUGAGAUUUGCCUGUGCCCUCAACUCAGCAAGCGCGUUCAACUUCUAAAGAAAUUUAUUAAAAUUGCGGCCCAUUGCAAGGAAUAUAAAAAUUUGAACUCCUUCUUCUCUAUUGUCAUGGGGCUGAGUAACGUGGCCGUAAGCCGCCUCUCGCUGACAUGGGAGAAACUCCCAAGCAAGUUCAAAAAGAUCUAUGCAGAAUUUGAAAAUUUAAUGGAUCCAUCAAGGAAUCACAGAGCUUAUAGACUCACUGUAGCUAAACUGGAGCCCCCGAUCAUUCCAUUUACACCUCUACUAAUUAAAGAUAUGACUUUUACCCAUGAGGGCAACAAAACCUUCAUUGACAAUUUAGUAAACUUUGAGAAAAUGCGUAUGAUUGCAAACACCUUGAGAACAAUAAGAUACUGCAGAAGUGUCCCUUUCAAUCCCGAUGCCUCUCUCGCCAGUAAAAAUCACCAGGAUGUGCGGAAUUACGUACGUCAAUUCAAUGUGAUUGACAACCAGAGAACACUCUCUCAGAUGUCUCAUCGACUAGAACCGCGCCGAGCCUAAACAAUCAAAUAUUCUGGGGGAAACAUUGCAGAUGACAUUGGUCAAGCUGAAUGUAAUGAAAAAGAUAUGAAACAUGUCUUAUUUCUUUUCAUUCCUGUUUACUACUUACUUGAUUUUGAUAUGGUUUUCUUACUGAUUCAUUCUUUUGUUUAACCUCGGGAUAUGUGUGAAUAAUUUCAUUUCUAUUAAUUAUGCUUAUGAGACAGGCAUAGAGUGAAUUGGUGCUAUACAGUUACUGAGGUUCUAAUCAGAUGGGAUACUGAAGGAACAAAUGUAAUCAAACUGCAAAAUCAUAUAGUUACUCAUUAUUUCACUCUGAUACUGUGUUUUGUGAAACAAAACAGUGGAUUAUACAAUUUAAAGGAACAGAAGAGGAUUAACCCAUAAUCUGCAAAACUGUACAUGUGCCCUAAACCCACCUAUAUCAAGUGAUGUAACUACCUGGGGGAAAUAGGGGCAACAGCACUGGGGACCAGCAAUAAUGUGUCAAGUUUCAGGCAUAGAGGGAAGGGGUACCCAUAGGGUUGUCACCUGCCCAAUAGUUUGAUGCUUGAUGUCAGUGUUAUAAAUAUGGUAGAAAGCUAAAAAUAUAAACAGCUUGGUAUUUUUGCAGAAAAUAUAGCAACUAGGGUUCCC
This is a messenger RNA of Xenopus laevis (African clawed frog), 4007 nucleotides long. RefSeq names its product Rap guanine nucleotide exchange factor 4 S homeolog (gene rapgef4.S). Lineage: Eukaryota; Metazoa; Chordata; Amphibia; Anura; Pipidae. The transcript is spliced from 31 exons. The record is from RefSeq and is a predicted model, not a curated record. The coding region runs from base 270 to 3371 and encodes 1033 amino acids.